Morone saxatilis (striped sea-bass) is the source of this 1269-nucleotide messenger RNA. RefSeq names its product myotubularin-related protein 1-like. Gene Ontology annotation, biological process: dephosphorylation. Gene Ontology annotation, molecular function: phosphatidylinositol-3,5-bisphosphate 3-phosphatase activity. The record is from RefSeq and is a predicted model, not a curated record. NCBI's taxonomy places the organism in Eukaryota, Metazoa, Chordata, Actinopteri, Moronidae.
CCCCUGUUUGCCUUCCUGUACAAGGAGCAGUUUCCUGUGGAUGGCUGGAAGGUAUACGACCCGACAGCAGAGUACAGACGUCAGGGCCUCCCCAAUGAAAGCUGGACCUUCAGCAAGAUGAACAGCACCUAUGAGCUGUGUGACACCUAUCCCUCCACCCUGGUCAUCCCCACCAACAUCACAGAUGAAGACAUCAAGCGAGUGGCUGUGUUCAGAGCCAAGCACCGCAUACCGGUCUUGUCCUGGAUUCACCCAGAGUCUCAGGCCACCAUUGUACGCUGCAGCCAGCCAUUAGUCGGACCUUCGGACCGCCGAUGUAAAGAGGAUGAACGCUUCCUCCAAAUCAUCAUGGAUGCCAAUGCCCAGUCCCACAAGCUCACCAUCUUUGACGCCCGGCAGAAUAGUGUAGCAGACACCAACAAGGCAAAGGAUGGAGGGUAUGAAAGUGAGAGCUUCUACCCGAAUGUCGAGCUGAACUUCCUUGAAAUCCCCAACAUUCAUGUGAUGAGGGAGUCUCUGAGGAAGAUGAAGGACGUGGUUUACCCCACCAUAGAUGAAGUCCACUGGCACUCGGCUAUUGACCAGACACACUGGCUGGAGUACAUACGGCUGUUAUUAGCAGGAGCAGCGAAGAUAGCGGAUAAGCUGGAGUCCGGGAAGACGUCGGUGGUGGUUCACUGCAGUGACGGCUGGGACAGGACUGCUCAGCUCACCUCUCUGGCCAUGCUGAUGCUGGACAGUCACUACCGCACUCUCAGAGGAUUCGAGGUUCUGAUGGAGAAGGAGUGGAUUAGUUUUGGACACAAGUUUGCUGCUCGUGUGGGUCACGGUGAUGAGAACCACGCUAACUCAGAGCGCUCACCUCUCUUCGUCCAGUUCAUCGACUGUGUUUGGCAGAUGACUCGACAGUUCCCAGCAGCCUUUGAGUUCAAUGAGCUGUUCCUGAUCACGGUGCUGGACCACCUGUACAGCUGUCUCUUUGGUACAUUCCUCUAUAACAGUGAACAGGAGAGGGCAGCCAAGGAGGUGCAAACCAAGACGGUGUCCCUGUGGUCCUAUAUUAACAGCCAGCCUGAGGACUUCACCAACCCCUUCUAUGUGGACUAUGAGCACCACGUCCUGUAUCCGCUGGUCUCCUCCAGACAUCUGGAGCUGUGGAGCAGCUACUAUGCCCGCUGGAACCCACGCAUGAGACCACAGGUACAUGACCAGCAUUACCGGCAGAGAACUGCCCAGUAUGACCAGUUAAAGUAACACUAACAGAGAAAA